Molecule: messenger RNA, 2505 nt
Organism: Mizuhopecten yessoensis (Yesso scallop)
Lineage: Eukaryota; Metazoa; Mollusca; Bivalvia; Pectinida; Pectinidae
Product: Friend leukemia integration 1 transcription factor-like
Exons: 7
Coding region: 514-2337 (607 amino acids)
Biological process (GO): regulation of transcription by RNA polymerase II; cell differentiation
Cellular component (GO): nucleus
Molecular function (GO): sequence-specific DNA binding; DNA-binding transcription factor activity, RNA polymerase II-specific
Source: RefSeq, a predicted model, not a curated record
AGGCUCGGAUUUAAUGCACAUAAGCACAGCCUAGUACGGACCUCGCGUCGACAAUGGGACCAAGGACCAAUGGCGGAGGCUGAGCGGUUUAUAUAUAUACGUAUAUGCUGAAGUGUUUCAAUAUUUAGACACAUUUUCAAGCUCCAUCAUAUAUAUUGUCUGUAUAACUAGGGUGAUCGUUUGCCACACACAACAAAGCCCCCUAAUCUCCAUGCAUUUACACAUAAACAAGUGGGCAGGCCUAGCACAGGACUAUCUACACGAGAUACGUAGAUGGUUUCCUGUCAGCCACUUGAGUUUCCCUUCGUAUGCAUUGUGCUGAUAAGUCGUCGUUUCCUUUCGCCGAAGCCCUGGCUACGUCGACCGCUUUGGUGUAUCAGUAUUACUAGUUUUUCAUAAAAUAACCUCUAAACAUGCUACGUCAAACACCACUCAAGUAGUUCACAUACAACAGACGGACAAUUUCCUUGUUUUCCUCAUUCCUCCAUCGGCACUUUCUCAGAUUUCUUUGGAAUGGAUCCAACGGUGUGUGGAAGUCCGCCGUCGCCGGCCCCAAAUUCACUGACACCGGUCGACAUAGAAAACUGUGACGUCGCAAGCACGUGUGCAUCCGAAGACCGAGAAUCAGAUAUAGUAGAAACCGCAGCAUCAAAUAUACAAAACGGCAACUCAUCUACAUAUUCGGAUUCAAAUGGCACCAUUCCGAAUUUACCAGAACUAUCUGUAAAACAGUCAUCUAUCAAUGUAAAGUUGGAACCGGGCCUGGUAACCGACUCGGUGGUAGGUGGGGUACAUGUACCCCUGUGUACCCCCGUGGUGUCCUGUCCCACACAGCAGUGGGCUGGCUACUCUGUUACAUCUCCAGAAACAGUGUACUGUCAGCCUUUGGUUAACGCUCAAUACAUCGACACAAACUCCUCCAUUGGUACUUUUGACCCCAGCCGGUCAGCUUUCGAGCCCCCGGGCCCGCCACUAGUUACCACUCCCAAAGACAAUGGAGGAAUAGGCACGGGAUACUCUUUUGUUUCCGAUAACAGAACCAGUGCUGUCGGUGACCCAAUGCUUCCACGUGUCUCUGACAUUGACGAACUGAACCCUUUCGACACAACGGCCAUGCAAGCCGUUUCCACCACAGCGUAUAACAAUACUUACAACAAAUACUCCGCCCAGACCCUGAAGCAGCACCUGUAUCCAAUGGAACCUGUCAAGCCUCCCUCCCCCUCUCAGUACCAGCGCACAUGCUCCCCCUACGACACACCCAGCAAAAACAUAAACAAUGAACCGUUCAAUCUCACGUGUCCCAGGUCGAGAUCAGAGAGCACGGGAAAUGACGUUGCUCAUCAGGAACAGUCCAAGAAAGUCAUUGUUCCGGCAGAUCCUACCCACUGGACGACGUCACACGUACGUGAGUGGCUGGAAUGGGCGGUUAGGGAGUACAAGCUACGUGACCUCGACGUCAGCAAGUUCCCUCAUUUGGAUGGGAGGGAACUGUGUAACCUGACAAACGACCACACCCACUUCGUACAGAUCUGUGGCUGGAACGCAGGCGUGGCGGACUGUCUCCUCACCCACCUUAACUACCUCAGGGAAGGUGUUGGUGGUGUAAGUGCCGGGUACAGUAACGACAAUGUGACCAGUAAUACACCCGUUUCCACCGUAUCCUACACCCAUAGCAAUGGGGGCAGCUGUGUAGCCCGUUCUCCCACAGAUCACGGAUUUGGCAAGUCAGCCUGGACCCCACAGACAAGUCCUACCCCACAAGAUCCAUAUCAGCUGUAUGGCCCCAUUUCAAGUCGGCUUUCAAGUUCUGGCAGUGGACAGAUCCAGCUGUGGCAAUUCCUGCUAGAGCUUCUCUCUGACAGGCGUAACGCGGGCUGUAUCUCCUGGGAGGGAAGCAACGGGGAGUUCAAACUGGUCGACCCGGACGAGGUGGCUCGACGCUGGGGCGAGAGAAAGAGCAAACCUAACAUGAACUACGAUAAGCUGAGUCGGGCGCUCAGAUACUACUAUGACAAAAACAUUAUGACCAAAGUACACGGCAAGAGGUAUGCAUACAAAUUUGACUUUGUUGGUCUACAGCAAGCUAUUCAACCGACAGCCCCGGACUCAGCGUACCGAUACCAACAGGACAUGAUCAUGUCCGGAUAUCCGUCAUCUAGACUCAACUACCUACCUGCGCAUGCGUCAAUGCCAGCGCCGGCUACUCCAAGCUUAUUUGCCGCCACGAAUCCUUAUUGGCCAACCACAACCAAUAACAUCUCACCCUACAUUUCAAAUCACGUUAUGUCACCUCAUGCGGGACAUUUGCCGACACACAUGGGAUCAUUUUACUCGUGAAAAGUUGGUUACGAUAGCAACUCAUUUGUUAUUUAUGGUGAAAUAUUAACACAUUCCUCUCUGUGUAUAUAUUUGGAGAACGUUUUAUUUAUAAAAUUCUUUUUUGUUGGAGAAUCGUUGUUAUUUUCAAAACGAGACUUGUACAUAUUGUAUGAAAAAAAAAAAAUA